Molecule: messenger RNA, 414 nt
Organism: Cooperia oncophora
Lineage: Eukaryota; Metazoa; Nematoda; Chromadorea; Rhabditida; Trichostrongylidae
Source: the annotation of a GenBank genome assembly
AUGGCGGUUCGCGACGGCGAAAAGCAGAGGGUGUCGGGACAUUGGUCGGCAGUUCCGAGCCGGCAAGAGGAAAUUGUUGAGAAGUCAGCCAAGCAAGUUCCGAGCGCUGCCGCUCCACCGGAGCAGCCUGCUGAGGCUGUACAGCCUCCUCAAGUUGCACAGCUAUCUGAGCAGCCCACGAAAGCUGCUCCACAACCUGAAUCGACGCCAGUGCCACCACCCAGGAAACACGUUCCAAAGGAGCAGGAGGUCCCUGUGCCGAUCACGAGGCAGAUGUCUGGGACAGAAGAGGAAACUCAAACAGAGAAGGAACGAAAGGUCCGCUUGGUUGCUGUCAAGUUUGCUGAAACCUUCACUGAAAGCGUCAUGAGCCAAGCUCGGGCCGAGGCCUGUUCGCAGUCCCGUUCAGGUUGA